Iphiclides podalirius (scarce swallowtail) is the source of this 1251-nucleotide messenger RNA. The record is from the annotation of a GenBank genome assembly. NCBI's taxonomy places the organism in Eukaryota, Metazoa, Arthropoda, Insecta, Lepidoptera, Papilionidae.
AUGCGGGGCCACCGUGACGACACGGGUCCCGUGUGCCUUUAUGGUAAAGACGGUACUGGUGAUGUUGAUUUAGUAUUAGGUGCGCGACGCACGGUAAGGGUCAAAGUCGAAACAGACUCGGCCAGUGCUUUAGUAAGAGAGAAACGCAAGCGGCCCGCGCUAGCCGACGCCAGGGCGGCAAAACUCGAUAGAUACAAGGGCCGCGAGCUGGAGAAGCACCGUAUCAAUGUCCGCGAGAUUCUGCUGUGCUCGAACGCCACGCCGAUCCGUUGCCACAGCGGCAUCGGUUACUCGUGCUGCUUCUGCGCCCAGCAGUACCCCGACGCCAGGGACUUGAAGCGCCACACUUUGGAGGCGCACGACGCGAAGGCGAAACGCAACUUCAUGGAGGGCAAAAUGAUGUUCUCGUACCUAGUUAAGCUCGACAUCACCUCCCUCCGCUGCUCGCUCUGCGACGCGGAUUUGCCGACCCUGGAGUCGCUAACAGAACACCUGAUAACCGUCCACGGCAGGAAGUUCUACUCGGACAUCAACAGCCACAUCGUGCCGUUCAGGUUCGACGGCGACCCGCUGCUCAGGUGCGUCUACUGCACGAACCGCUUCAACAAGUUCAAGGCGCUGCAGGAGCACAUGAACACCCACUACAGGAACUACGUCUGCGACGUAUGCGACGCGGGCUUCGUCAACCGGAACAUCCUGCUCAACCACGCCGAGGGCCACAAGAAGGGCACUUUCAAGUGCGACUACUGCGCGAAGGUGUUCGACACCUACCGCAAGAAGAAGUCCCACGAGAAGUCCGUCCACAUACACCUGAACAUGCUGAACAGGUGCGGCUACUGCAGCGAGAAGUUCAAGGACUACCGCCGCAAGCUCGACCACCUGACGAAGGUGCACGGCGUGCGCCCCGUGACGCUGCACUGCAACGCGUGCGACAAGGCGUUCGAGACGCAGACCGCGCUCACGAUCCACAUCAAGCGCGACCACCUGCUGGAGAGGCGGCACGAGUGCAAGCACUGCGACAUGAAGUUCUUCGUCACGCACGAGCUGAAGGAGCACAUGGUCAAGCACACCGGCUUGAGGAACUUCGAGUGCGAGGUGUGCCACAAGGCGUACGCCCGGCGGAAAACCCUGCGGGAGCACAUGCGGAUACACGCGGACGACAGGCGGUUCAAGUGCGAGCACUGUGGGCAGGCGUUCGUGCAGAAGUGCAGCUGGCGGGGCCACAUGCGCGCGAAGCACGGGGAACAAGUG